Messenger RNA from Oreochromis aureus, 450 nucleotides. Its product is annotated as adhesion G-protein coupled receptor G5-like. The record is from RefSeq and is a predicted model, not a curated record. NCBI's taxonomy places the organism in Eukaryota, Metazoa, Chordata, Actinopteri, Cichliformes, Cichlidae. Gene Ontology annotation, cellular component: membrane. Gene Ontology annotation, biological process: adenylate cyclase-activating G protein-coupled receptor signaling pathway; cell surface receptor signaling pathway. Gene Ontology annotation, molecular function: G protein-coupled receptor activity. The transcript has 3 exons. Bases 109 to 450 code for a protein of 113 amino acids.
GAGAUUUUAACAUACAUCACUCUGAUUGGCUGCAGUCUCUCUCUUUUUACCCUGGUCAUCACUGUUUUGCUCUUCAUCACAAAUAGAAAAGUCAGAGAAGAUGUUUCUAUGAGGGUCCACAUCAACCUUGUGAUUGCACUGAUCCUCCUCAACCUGCACUUCCUGCCCAGUCAAGCAGUGGCAGCAGUGUCCUCCUCUGGGCUCUGUUUAUACAUGGCUCUUGCCCUUCACUACUCUCUGCUGGCCACUUUUAUCUGGAUGGCUUUGGAGGGAUUCCACCUCUACCUUCUCUUAGUCAAAGUCUUCAACAUCUACAUCAAGAGAUAUCUGCUCAAACUCAGUGUGGUGGGAUGGGGUGUUCCUGCAGUCAUUGUUUCAGUGGUGGUGAUCAUUGACAGAGGCAUUUAUGGCCAUGUCCCUCUGGACAACUCCAACAAAACUGCAAUGUAA